Messenger RNA from Lasiosphaeria miniovina, 640 nucleotides. RefSeq lists its product as uncharacterized. The record is from RefSeq and is a predicted model, not a curated record. Lineage: Eukaryota; Fungi; Ascomycota; Sordariomycetes; Sordariales; Lasiosphaeriaceae. The coding region runs from base 156 to 416 and encodes 86 amino acids. The transcript has a single exon.
GUUCUAUGCUCAUUUUACAACCCACGAGGAGAUGUCGGGGCAUCCUCUCCCAAGAAAGAUCAAAGUCUUCGAGCUGGUUUCUCCCAGGGCAAUUGACCAAUUUACAUUGAGUGAGGUUAAAUAGCUGAAUAGAUUAUUGAUACCUCAUUCGCAACAUGCUAACUCGCUCGAGUCCUAGGCUUGCUUUUGCUUGGCACCCAGUCCGGCCCAUCUUCCGCGUUCUUAUUCCCUUGAUCUUGCAAGGUCCGGUCCACCUUGCGGACACAAGCGUGCAGCCAGAACCGAACAGCGGUGUCAAACACACCGCUCACGGCGGCAGGUGCUCCGCCCUCAGAGACGGGAGCCGUGUGAACGUCAUCAUUGGCAUUCCACAUUCUGGGGAGGUUGGGUUGGGUAAAGGCUGCCUGCCGCUUUGACUCUGUUCCAUGUUUCAAGUUAGGCGGGGUGACAACAAAAGUUUGCACCCUUAUUUGGGAGGGACAUGACUGCGGAAUCGAAUACCUACCAACCUUGUAAAAAGCAUUGCUAUCUGAAAUCUCUCUGCACCUUGUGCGUACAGCAUGCAGUCAGCUUCCUUUUCUCCUGGCAAAUAGGCUUGCGCCGGUAAGAUAGGUCGCUUCACUUUGCAUGUUUCUUGGCC